AUGGAAAAAGUCUCUGCAUUACGUCGAGCUAAAACAUGGGAAAUAUCUGAAUCCGAGGAUGAAACUGAUGUAGAAAACAAACCAACCACACUUUUAAAAUGGCAGGAGAAAGAAGCAACAAUCCCAUCUGUAACAGUGAGCACAGAUUUAACAGAAGAGGAUGCAAAUCCUGACAAGACUCCUCCAUCACCUGCAGCAAAAAACGAAUCCAGAAAAACGUGUGCUUUGCCUCCUCCUCCCAAACCUUCAGCAGGUCCUGGGACCCCCAGUCCCACCAGGAAACGAAGGAGCAAAGAGGAGAUAGAGCUGGACAGACAAAAGGGCCAGGAGAGAAAGAAGGCCAGGGAGAGGGCAAAGGCUGCCAAGGUCCAAGAGAAGGAGGAGAAAAAACAGGAGCAGCAGCGGAGGAGAGAGGCUGCACAACACCUCAAGACCCUCAGACCAGAGAACUGCCUUAAAUGUCUCACUGUGUGCAUUGACCAAGCUCUUCUACAACAAGAGGGAUCAGAUAUUUUACUUGGGACAUUGUCUUCUUUUGAAUGGAAAUUUCUUAUUGAAAUUCAGCAACUCAGGUACUCCAUUACAUGGACCAGACAACUCCCAGAUGAUGGUGAUAAAAUAGUGGAGGAAGAGCAAGUUCUGCUGGUAAUUGGGUGGAGUGACUUUUUACAUCUGGUUCCAGCUGUAAAAAUGUUAGAUGAGGUAGGUGAUGGUACAGCCAGGAAUUCAUAUUUAAGCCCAUUGCUGGAGUUUUUGAAUCAAGAUGUGAAAAAGGUUGUCACAAUCCUGGUAACAGACUCUCCACUUGAAUACAUUAGAAGUUCUGUAAGUGAAGACUCAUUUGAAGAAACCCUGGCCUCUGAUUUAGGAAUGGACCAACUAGAAAUUGAAGAGGUCCUUGUCUACCUGCAGCUGUACAAAAAUGUAUCCUUAGCUUUUUUGGAUGGCUGGCAAGGUGUGACUAAGCAAGUUGUUGCUGUGACCAAAGCAUUGUCAAAACGCCCUUAUAAACUGCUGACAGAACGAUCUGAGCUGCCCUUCUGUGUGGACGGGUCUUGGGCCAGUGGUACUCGGGUCGAGAGAGAUGGCUCAGGGCUGGAGCAGGUGUGGACUUUGCAGUUACAGCAGCUGAACAGGGUUAGUCCUGUUGUAGCUGCAACUAUCACUGCAGCCUAUCAGUCACCUAGGCUCCUCUUACAGGCUUACCAGAAGUUAGAAUCAGAGGAGGAGAGAAAAAGUUUGCUUGCUGGACUCCUGAUAAAGACUGGAGGUAAAGAGAGACGCAUUGGACCAGAGAUCUCCUCCAGAGUUUACCGCUGCUUCACAAGCCAAAAUCCCCAGCUGGUCCUGGACUAGUCUGAGAAUAGAAUUACUAAUAUGGUUUCUAAUGAAAGCUUGCCCCAUGUCACUGCUUACAUAUUGUGAUGUUUACAACCUAAAAUAAGCCAGAGAUAUAAUGUCCUAGUAAUAGAUUAUUUAUAAUCAUGGGAACAUCUUAAUGUGUGAAAAUAUUGGUGAAAGAAAUAAAUCAUGUGCUUUUCUGAAUACAA
Molecule: messenger RNA, 1550 nt
Organism: Boleophthalmus pectinirostris (great blue-spotted mudskipper)
Lineage: Eukaryota; Metazoa; Chordata; Actinopteri; Gobiiformes; Gobiidae
Gene: eme2
Product: probable crossover junction endonuclease EME2
Exons: 8
Coding region: 1-1356 (451 amino acids)
Biological process (GO): resolution of meiotic recombination intermediates; mitotic intra-S DNA damage checkpoint signaling; replication fork processing
Cellular component (GO): nucleus; Holliday junction resolvase complex
Molecular function (GO): DNA binding; nuclease activity
Source: RefSeq, a predicted model, not a curated record